CUCUUUCUCUCUCUCUGUUCUAUAUAUAGAUGAAUUCAAUGCCACCUUACAUAUAAUCUGCUCUCUGUACUAAAAAUGACUCUAUUGAGGAGAUCAAAUGCAUAUACAAAAAUAGAUAAGGAAGACCCAGAAGAGAUUUUUCAUCGACGAGCGGAAUUCUUGAUAUACAAAGUGCUACAACAAGCAGAUUCGAGGAAACAGAGGCCAUCGUUUUUACGAAUAAGGUCGAAUAGGUUGAAGGUCAAGAUUGGCAAGAAAUUGAAAAAUCUGAGGAGAAGCAUGUCGAUGACAACAUCUGCAGCAAGAUUAGGUGUUUACAAACAAAUUGCUUGGAUUUUAAAAGCUUGGAAACGCUUGCUUGGCUGCGGAGAAGCCAUUGUUAGACUUCCUCUGUUUUGAAGAUUUCAAUGUUGCCUUUUCUUCCUCUGUUACUCUGAGCUCCUGCCUUUUCUUGUCAAAGAUACCCAAUAUGGCAAUAUGUAUGUGUUUCUUUUUUGUGUUAUGUGAGAAAAUACAUAUAUUUAUCAGUCAUCGUCACUAGAUGGUGCUUUA
This is a messenger RNA of Tripterygium wilfordii, 552 nucleotides long. RefSeq lists its product as uncharacterized. NCBI's taxonomy places the organism in Eukaryota, Viridiplantae, Streptophyta, Magnoliopsida, Celastrales, Celastraceae. The coding region runs from base 76 to 399 and encodes 107 amino acids. The record is from RefSeq and is a predicted model, not a curated record. The transcript has a single exon.